AUGCACGUGAUCGUAACGUAUCGUAUUCUACGAAUCGUAGUCCUUCCUGUUGGUCACGCUGGGGGACUUUCACUAUACAUUGUACACAACAUCUUCAGAAAAAAGCAAGUAGCCAUGCAACUUCACCAAUAUACCGCUCCUGCUCUCAUCCUCACUUUCCUGCUUGCGGGUGCGCUUACUCUUAAAAAUCAGCUGCUACGCCUUCCAGAUCCCUGCGUCCAUCCGCUAACAUCACCCAACUCUCUGAAACUCCUCUCGGCGCGUUCUCUAUCUCUGUCUCUCAAGCUCAAACCCCCCCACAUCUCUACCCCAGUCUAUCUCUCCAGUCCGCCAUCAGAAUCCCCCUCACCCUCACCAUCCUCUUAUCUUAGACCCCAAUACUCCUCCGCCAUACUUAUUGUUGUCACCGACGCCAGCUUUGCGCUUGGUAUGGACGACGGAAUGCCUUUAACUGCGUCGGAUUCUUCAUUCUCGCUUGAGCUGCAAUGGCAGGCAUACGCUCCCAUACAAGCGAUGACAGAAGAGGAAGUUGGGCAUGGAGAGCCUGGAAACGUGGGGACAUAUGAUGGGAUCUGUGAGGGUUGGAACCGAAAAUGUGGCUGCAAAAACCAAUGCCCGAAAAUGCAAUUGAAAAACAUGAACGAAAAAUUCAAUAUCCACUCGUAA
This is a messenger RNA of Lindgomyces ingoldianus, 666 nucleotides long. RefSeq lists its product as uncharacterized. The record is from RefSeq and is a predicted model, not a curated record. Bases 1 to 666 code for a protein of 221 amino acids. The transcript has 5 exons. NCBI's taxonomy places the organism in Eukaryota, Fungi, Ascomycota, Dothideomycetes, Pleosporales, Lindgomycetaceae.